Messenger RNA from Poecilia reticulata (guppy), 1064 nucleotides. It is a transcript of the gene smim19, whose product is annotated as small integral membrane protein 19. NCBI's taxonomy places the organism in Eukaryota, Metazoa, Chordata, Actinopteri, Cyprinodontiformes, Poeciliidae. The record is from RefSeq and is a predicted model, not a curated record.
CAGUGCUUCCGGGUGUCGAUGCGGAAGUGGCGCAGUGCUUGUUUACUCCCAGCUGCGUCUCGGUUGUAUUUUAUCGGUAUUUGUGAACUGAGCGGUCCAGUUAUUUCCACUCCUUGGUUGCUGGACCUGUCUUUGCGUUUUCAAUGGGGGCUCACGGGCUUCUGGGGAACCAGCCGGACUCCAUAGACUACUCGGUGCAUGAAGCCUGGAAUGAGGCUACAAACGUCUACCUGCUGGUCAUCCUGGUCAGCUUCGGCCUGCUCAUCUACGCAAGAAAAAACAAGAGGAAGAUCAUGCGGAUCUUCACGCUGCCUCCCACCGUCGGUAGCAGCCCAGAGCCUAACUUCUACGACAGCCUGCAGAAGGUGCGGCUGCGGCAGCAGCUUGAGAUGUACUCUCUGGCCAGGAAGUUUGAACARCAGCAGCAGCAGCAGACGGACAGUGUGCAGCUCUCCAUGGAAUGAGAAACAACGUUUUCAGCCCCUUCCUCCGAGCUCUGGACACAGAUGGAGGUGGACUUGGACUCCUGUCAGAAUCAGAGGUGGUACUCGCCGUCGGGAGCGGACACAGCUGAAUGGACGAUUAGACAUUAGCAGACGCUUUGAAGAUGUGCAGCAUUUCUCCAGCCUGCAGCGGGGAGAGCACGAAUAAAUGAAGGAGAGCACGAAGAAUUAAAAGGACGUGUAAAUUUGGUUUUGUCGUUAAUGUUCGCACACAUUUAAACCAAUGGUUGUUAAAGAAAAAAAAUAGUGGAAAUGUGUUGUUUAUUCAUGCAUAAAGCCCAGAUCACGAUGCUCGUGUGAUGUCGGAGGAUGAGCUCAGAGGUGUAACGGGAACGUUCUCCUUCGAUCGUGUUUGGUGACCCAACAGCUGGUUGUCCUGGAGAGAUUCUCCAUAUCUGCGUUUUAUUUAGAGACUUUUGGAAGUGGACGUAAAGACAUUGUUCAUAUACACAGUCCCUAAACAUAUGCUCAUCAGUCUCCCUGUGAUAUUUUGAGAUGGUGUUCACUCAAGUUUUAGAACAUUAAAGCUGUGAAGAAAUUAAAUAUUACUCUGAUUUACUG